AAAGCGUUUGGUGGUAGGGUACCCAUUUCAUUAUUGAUGCCACUCAUCUCAUACAGCUCCAAUAUCAAAUGCCUGCAUUAUUCUUUGGGAAACUAUAGGAGUAGUAAGUUUGUUUAGUUCACUGAAGGCAGGCAACUUUGCUGACCACCCCCUUCCAAGUUUGAAAACAGACAAAUAGUAAGAAGCAAGAUUAUAUGAGAGGAAAGGGAAAUGGUUGAGCAUCAUUCGGUGGUGGUUUUGUUGCUGUUUCUUCUUUCUGUUUUUUGUCAAGCGGGUAAUGCAUCAAAAAUUCAAAGGGAUGCUUCUGCAGCACUUUUUCCUGGUCCAGCUAUUCCGGUUUGUCGACGCAAUAGUUAUUCACAUUGCAUAUGCCCAACGUACAAUCCGAAUUGCAAAAGCCGCAGCCGCAGCCCCAGCUUCAAUUGCAGUGGACCUGGAACGUUGCCAUGUGAUGAAGCAUACGGUCUUGCUGAAUUCGUGGAUGAGCUGAAUUUACCAUCAAGACCAAUCAUUACCGGCGAUUGUAAGACAGAAUCCGAAGAUAUUUCGAUUCGAUGCGACUGCUCCUACGACAAUAGUAGUAUCUGUCAUGUCACAUACAUAUCUACUAGUGUUUUGGACUUGAAAGUUGGAAGAAUCCAUGAAAAUGUAUCCAAGCUUACUUACCUAGAGCAACUGGAUUUGUCCUUCAACCGUCUUCGUUGUGUUAUUCCUGACUCCUUAGGGAAGCUGAAGUAUCUGGUUAACCUCAAGCUGAAUGAUAACUUCCUCAAUGGCUCCAUUCCUCCAUCUCUAGGGAGCUUGUCAUCACUCCAGUUUUUGACUUUGAGCAACAAUAGGUUAUCAGGUGGAAUUCCUAGAGAAUUGGGCCAACUCGCUAAUCUGACUUCUUUGAGAUUCGAUGAGAACAAUCUCAAUGGUAGUCUUCCCAUGGAACUUGGGAACUUGACGAAGCUUGAAAUUCUUGAUUUGAGCUCCAACAAUUUGACUGGAUCUUUGCCUCCAAGUUAUAAAAACCUCAAGUCUCUAAACCUUUUUGGUGUAGCUGGGAACAGUUUGAAUGGUUCAAUACCAGCCUUCAUUUCAGAAUGGCCCUAUCUCAGGGAAUUGUAUCUCUUGGGAAAUGAUUUUAGAGGGACGCUGCCUCUUGAAAUUUUUAGAAUGCAAAAUCUUAGUUACUUGUGGGUUAGUGACCUAAACAACUCUGGUUUCUCUUUUCCAGAUCAUGCGCAUAUAAAUAUGUCAUCUAUAAUGCAAAUGCUACUGAGGAAUUGUAACCUUAAAGGCUCUAUUCCUGCUACUGUUGAUUGGCGGCAGUUAGAUUACCUAGAUUUGAGCUUUAAUGAGUUAACUGGUGAGAUCCCAAAUACUUUGGAGAAUGUGACAGAAAUUCAUUUGACAGGAAAUAUGCUUCAAGGAUCAAUCCCUCCAUUCAUCCGUGGUAACUCUGAUGUGUCUUACAACAAUUUCUUAACUCCGCCGAGCAAGGAUUCAAAAGAAAGAAAGAAUCAUGGACCACAGCUAAACAGCAAACCAAACAGGAAUUAUACACUUGACGCGAGAACCAAAUUUUGCCAGGGGAAAUCUAAGUAUUAUUACUUGUUCAUAAAUUCUGGAGGUGCAAGUUUAACUUUUGAAAAGAACCAUUAUGAUGGAGAUACAUCACAAGCCAAGUUCUACGAAGGUCCUGAAGAAAGUAGAGAAAAAAGAUGGGCUUAUACUUGUUCUGAUUCUUUUUUAUCAGUAUCAACUGAUAAUCCAGGUGUUUACAUAAAGAACAAGACAUGUGGAGUUUCAGAGGAAUCUUUGCAUGAAACAGCUCGUUAUUGCCCUGUGUCUCUCACAUAUUAUGGAUUCUGUUUGCACAAGGGAGAUUACAAUGUAAAACUUCAUUUUGCUGAAAUUGUUUAUACAGAUGAUGAAGAUUACAGCAGUUCUGAAAAACGGGUUUUCGAUGUGUACGUUCAGGGUGAGAGAAAACUAAAAGAUUUCAGCAUAAAGGAUGAGGCCAAGGAUACUAAUAAAGCACUACAAAGAGAAUUCAUGGCACAUGUAGAUGACAAUUUGCUGGAGAUCCAUUUUCACUGGGCUGGCAAGGGGUCUGUAAGCAAAUCAGGAAGUAGCAAUGGACCGCUUGUCGCCGGAAUUUCUGUGACUCCAAACUUCACAAUUCCGGGAGGAGAUAAACUAUCUACUCCGCAGAUAGUAGGGAUCUCAGUAGGUUCUGUAUUCGCUCCAAUACUUCUAUUGGCUUUCAUGUGGAAAAUGGGCUGGUUAGGAAACAGAGAGUUGCAAGAAGUACGUAUAGAAGUUGAAGACGGAACAUUCACCCUUAAAGAAAUCAUAGAUGCCACUAGAAAUUUUAGCCCUGAUAUGGAGAUUGGUGAAGGACGUUUUGGGAUAGUGUAUAAGGCUGAACUUCCAGGUCAGAUUAAAUUUGCAGUGAAGAAGAUUUCUCCGGAAUCAAUGCAAGACAAGCUUAAAGAUGAACUACAUGGGGAAAUUUUUUUCAAUCAGAUGAAAAGCUUGAAACAUGACAAUGUAAUUAAGUUGUUUGGUGGUUAUUCAAGAAAAGACCUUCAUCUACUAAUAUACGAACACAUGGAGAAUGGCUCCCUUCACCAAGCCUUGUUUGAUCCCAAAUCCAAAAUAGAACUUGAUUGGACACGCAGAUUUAAUAUCUGCCUGGGAUUAGCAAAAGCUUUGAAGUAUCUGCAUGGGGAAGAAGAUGGAGUGAAGAUUCUACACAGGAAUAUAAAAGCCAGUAACAUUUUGCUCGAUGAAAAUUGUUCUGCCAAGUUAACGGACUUCGGAUGGGCGAAGGUUUACAAUGAGGAAGAUCCAUUUUUGACUAUCAAAGCAGGAGGGGCAAGAAUAUAUAUUGCACCUGAGUAUGCACUGAGGCAACCCAUCACCGAUAAAGCAGAUGUUUACAGUUUUGGAGUUGUGACACUUGAAAUAUUCUGUGGGAGACCUGGUGUAGAAAAUAAACCAAAUCAGGAAUCUGCUAUUCUUAUAGACGAUGCUCGUAUUAAAUACGCAAAAGGAAGGGUGUUUGAUUUGGUUGAUAGGAAAUUAAUCAAUUAUGACCGGAAGAUGGCCUUGACUAUUCUGAGACUGGCGAUUUUAUGCAUCAAUCCCACCGCAGAUCUAAGGCCUACAAUGUCUGAAGUUGUAUGUGUACUUGAAGAUGAGAAAACCAUUGAUGAGAUUUCCAAAGUCCAAAGUUCCUGACGAAUUCCAAACCCUUUCUUUAUGCAUGUUAUGAAUGUGUGUUUUCUUUUCUUGUUUGUUUUAUAUAAGUGCUGUGUGGCUAUGUAUAAAUUAUAGUCAAUUCGCAUAACUUGUUUAAUGUUGAUUGUUUGGAUUAUAAUCCAUUUAUUGAGAAAUUAUACGGUGGGAUUUCUGCAUCA
This is a messenger RNA of Manihot esculenta (cassava), 3413 nucleotides long. Its product is annotated as probable LRR receptor-like serine/threonine-protein kinase At1g53440. The transcript has 26 exons. Gene Ontology annotation, molecular function: ATP binding; protein binding; protein kinase activity. Lineage: Eukaryota; Viridiplantae; Streptophyta; Magnoliopsida; Malpighiales; Euphorbiaceae. The coding region runs from base 211 to 3234 and encodes 1007 amino acids. The record is from RefSeq and is a predicted model, not a curated record. Gene Ontology annotation, biological process: protein phosphorylation.